AUGGCGCCCUACGCUCAAGUGGACGAGAGCUUGCGAGCCCUCGCCGGGAAGGCCGAGGGCUUCGGCCGGCGCGCCGUCGGCGGCCUCUAUGGCCCCGUGUAUCACGUCACCACCCUCGCCGGUAUAUUACCUCUUCGCCGUCAUCGUGGUCACUGCAUCUCCUCUCACGCAGACUGAAGAAAUCGCCCCCACCUGCUGACUUCUCGCAGACGACGGGGUCGGAUCGCUUCGCGAGGGCUGCAGCAGACCAGACCCGGUGUGGAUCGUCUUCGACGUCUCCGGCACCCUCCACCUCUCCUCGCCACUGAGGGUAUCCUCCCACAAGACGAUCGACGGCAGAGGGCAGAGAGUGAAGAUAACCGGCAACGGCCUGCAGCUGAGCAAGUGCGAGAACGUAAUCGUCUGCAAUCUCGAGUUUGAAGGUGGCAGAGGACGCGACGUGGACGCCGUCAAGAUCAAGCCGGGGUCGAGGCACAUUUGGAUUGACAGAUGCAGCCUACGCGAUUACGACGACGGACUGAUAGAUAUAACGAGAGAGAGCACCGAUAUCACUAUUUCCAGGUGAAGAUGGGUCACCCAUCGAUUACUUAAUUACAAAUUAAGCAUGGUUAUACAAGUAGAGUUAUCAUGUUAAUUAUCAGUUGAUAUAUAGUAUUAAUGACUAAUAGCUUUAAUAAAUCAAACAAGCCAAUGUUCUAUUAAUUGGUCUUUCAUUUUUACGAAGAAUCUCGCAUUGCUCUUAAGAUUACUGGCUGUUACUUGGUAUGUGAUCUAUUAUUUUUUUUCCUGUUUUAUAUAGAUGCCGAUUUUCCAUGCACAACAAAGUGAUAUUAAUCGGGGCGGAUAGCAAGAACAUUGAGGAUCGAUGCAUCAAAGUAACCAUUCAUCACUGCUUCUUCGACGGAACGAGGCAGCGCCAUCCCCGAGUACGAUUCGGGAAGGUCCAUCUGUACAACAAUUACACGAGGAACUGGGGGUUGUAUGGACUUUGUGCGAGUUUGGAGUCUCAGGUGGCACCACUAAUACGAAUGUGCUAUGUAAGUUAUUUCAUAUCAUGGACCUUGCUUCAUGCUCUCUCUCUCUCUCUCUCUCUCUCUCUCUCUCUCUCGAACUCCAUCAGAUAUUGUCUCAGUGCAACAUCUAUGAAGCUGGUGAGAAGAAGGUCGUCGUCAAGUAUGUGACGGAGAAGGUAAUCACAAAUGUCUACGGAGCUUUCGGGACGCGGAGGUUUCUAGAGUAAUGUUCUUAUGAUGUGUCGAACCAGGCAGCGGACACAGAGGAGGAGACUUGUGGGUCGGUGAGGUCUGAGGGGGACAUGUUCCUGAGUGGAGCCCAGCCCGGACUCUUACCAGGAGGGAGCGCCGGCUGUGUGUUCUGCGCCACCGAGUUCUACCCUGAGUGGUCGAUGGAGCCGGCUUCGGAGGAGCUUAUGAAGGCUCUCGAGGCCUACACUGGAUGGCAGGCCAUCCCGAUGCCAGAGGAGACUACCUAA
This is a messenger RNA of Spirodela intermedia, 1492 nucleotides long. The record is from the annotation of a GenBank genome assembly. Lineage: Eukaryota; Viridiplantae; Streptophyta; Magnoliopsida; Alismatales; Araceae.